AUGUCAGGCCCCUCCUUUAGACCUGUGGCCUACCUCUCAAAACAGCUAGACCCAACGCUGUUUCAUGUUACUUUUAUUCAAAACCCUGACUUUUCACUGGAAAGCUGCUCCCCGCUCAAUCCAGCUAUCUUGCUUCCAUCCAAUUCUGACCCUCUUUCCCAUUCCUGUACAGAGACCUUGGAGGAAUUCACACCCCAUUUUACAGGUAUCUCGGAAACUCCUCUUCCUGACCCAGAAGACACCUGGUACAUCGAUGGCAGUUCCAUAUCUACCUCUUCAGGAAGCCGAGUUGCAGGCUAUGCCAUCGUUAAUAACUCUACCAUUCUUGAAAGCAGCCCUCUGCCCCCUAGCACUACCUCACAAAAGGCAGAACUUAUAGCUUUAACUAGGGCCUUAAUUCUAGCAAAGGGUCGGAAGAUUAAUAUUUAUACAGACUCAAAAUAUGCCUAUCAUAUUCUCCAUUCUCAUGCAGCAAUCUGGAAGGAGCGUGGCUUCCUGACCACCAAAGGGACUCCCAUUACUAAUGCCUCACUUAUUCUUAAACUAUUAGAAGCUGCUUCCCUUCCCCAGCAGGUAGCGGUCAUCCACUGCAGAGGACACCAGACAGGAUUGGAUGCCAUUACAGUCGGCAAUUCAAAAGCAGACCGGGAGGCAAAGCUAGCAGCCCAGAGACAACUCCAGGGACAACUUCCAGCUCCCUUGCUACUGGUAUUGCCUUCAAUUCAACCCUCUUAUACCCCACAGGAGCUCGAGGAACUUACGCACCAGGGAGCCUCCCAGGAAGCACAGGGAUGGUGGUCCCUGGAAGGACGAGUUGUUCUUCCCGAGGCACAAGCAGACAGCUUUCUUUCCCAGGUUCACCAGGCGCUGCACAUUGGAUACAAGCCUCUCUCCCACCUUCUUAAACCUUUAAUCCAUUGCCCUAGCCUAACUACUCGACUAAAGGCUAUUACCCAAGCCUGCCCCACAUGUUCUCUUACCUCCUCACAGGGUGGUCUCCGACCAGCUGCAUUCCCCACACACCAAGCACGGGGACAUACCCCAGGGGAAGACUGGCAGAUAGACUUCACUCACAUGCCCAGAUGUAAGCGGCUGAAAUACCUUCUAACUAUGGUUGAUACCUUUUCAGGAUGGAUUGAAGCCUAUCCCACAACGUUGGAGACUGCUGACACUGUUGCCUCUGUCCUUAUUAAAGAAAUUAUUCCUAGGUUUGGCUUACCCAGGUCACUUCAGUCUGACAAUGGACCUGCUUUCAUCUCCAAAGUGACCCAACAGGUGGCAUCCUCUCUAAACAUCCAGUGGAAUCUUCACAUUCCUUAUAGACCUCAGUCUUCUGGAAAGGUUGAAAGAGCUAAUGCGCUCCUCAAAACACAACUUACUAAACUUUCUCUAGAGCUCCAGCAAUCCUGGCCAGAACUGUUACCCCUGGCGCUCACCCGCUUACGUGUUUCUCCCCGCAGCCCUACUUUCCUCAGCCCCUUUGAGUUAAUGUAUGGAAGACCUUUUCUCCUAGGUAAUUUCCCUACUGACAAUGCCAAGACUCCACUAAUAGACUACCUUCCUGUCCUAACCUUUCUUAGGCACAUGCUGCGCCAACAUGCUGACCAGUGUCUCCCUCAGCCUCAUCAAGGCCCCUUUCCCACUCCCCCAAUUUUGCCUGGUGAUCAAGUGUUUCUCAAGACCCUUAAUCCAUCUGGUUUACACCCUAAGUGGACAGGCCCUCACCAGGUUCUGCUGACAACCCCCACCGCAGUCAAGCUCAAUGGACAGCCCCAGUGGAUUCACCUGUCAAGAAUAAAAAGGGCUCCUGUUCCUGCCCCUUCUAUACCAACCCUGACCUCCAGGUACACCUGUUCCCCCCUCGGGCCUACCAAGGUAAGGCUGUCUCGCAUCCCUGAAGAUCCGGGUGAGUAAAACUGAGCUAACUGCUCUCCUCCCCAAAGACCUCACUAUCUCAUCCCUUAGGACACCUCCAAGCCAUGGACAUCCAAUCUUUUCUUUCCAGUAAUAUAUUUGCUUUUCAUCUUUGUUCAGCCCCCUGCCUGAGAAGACUUCCUCCAGACUUCAUCUAAGAGACUCGCUUCUUGCAGACAUCAUGGAACUGGCAGACCUGGAAGCAGUCACCUUCUACUAGGUCACCCCUCUUCCUCCCCCCCCCUUUCCUUUUUCAGCCAUGCUUCUCCACCAUGCUGGGUGGGGGCAACAGUUCAGUCAAAUUAACUUCUUUUCCUGCCUGAAUAGUGCAUGGUGUUCUUUUCAUCAGCUAAUUUCCUAACCACCCCUUUUUUGUGAACUGAACUGCCUUGACACUAUGCGAGAUUUUUCACCGAUACCAUUUCUGGCCUUCACAUCCACGUCCACACCACUUCUCUACUCUGGUUUCCGUCAAUGCCUCAUAAAACUUCUCCAGACUUCGUCCAAGAGACUUGCCUCCUCCAG
Dipodomys spectabilis (banner-tailed kangaroo rat) is the source of this 2439-nucleotide messenger RNA. RefSeq lists its product as uncharacterized. The transcript is spliced from 3 exons. The record is from RefSeq and is a predicted model, not a curated record. NCBI's taxonomy places the organism in Eukaryota, Metazoa, Chordata, Mammalia, Rodentia, Heteromyidae. Gene Ontology annotation, biological process: DNA integration. Gene Ontology annotation, molecular function: RNA stem-loop binding; RNA-DNA hybrid ribonuclease activity. Bases 1 to 1914 code for a protein of 637 amino acids.